AGUGAUUUUAUCAAAUGUAUUUAUGAAAUAAAUCAAUCGAAGAUAACGAAAAAUAAAUAAAAAAACAGUUUUUAAUUAUUUGUGCACAACAUAAUAGUUGCAUUUGCGUACAUUUUUAAGCAAGGUACUGUAAAAAAAAUGAUUAUCACAAAGCAUUUAAAUGGUCGGCAAUUCUCUAUAAGUCACUUCGAGUUGGCCAUCUUUAAAAUAUAUUCGAGAAGAGUGGUUGAUGGCCCUCAGCAUCGCCAGAAUCAUCCAGUGAGGGUUGAAUGAUUAAUAUCAGAGAACAUAUAUUUUUUUUUUUUUGUCAAAAAAAGAAAGUGAAACUAAGAAGGUAAAUCACCGUGGAAAUAUAUAUUUUGUUUAUAAUUUACUAUUAAAUAUAAACAAUUUACAUUCAAAACAAAAUUAAACAAUAAUUUCAUACACACAAUACAAUAUAUUUUUAUAUUGCACACAUUAUUAAUACUCAAUAUAACUCAACUGAACAUAAAAACUAAAAAUGACAGAUGACAAGAAAAAUACAAACAAUACAGAAUGUAAGGAAUUAGCGAUUUACACAACUAUUGAACCUCAAAUCCUGAAAGAAAAUUUAUCUAAAAUAGACAUACCAUCUACAGAAUUAUAUGAUCUGGAGGAUCAACAAAAUGAAGUGGAACUAGGAUCCAACAAUUUGAUUCAGUUUUUAAUCUAAUGGAAUCUUUACAUACAAAUAAUAAAGAUAACAAUAUAUUAAAUAACAUGACACUGACAACAGAUAUAGUUACAAGCUCCAUUAACGAUAUUUUAAUCGAUUUGAGUAACGUCGUCAAAGUAAAUUCAAUAACUCCUCCACGGCCAGAAGCACAGAUAACCAACAGAGAUAGUGUUGAAAUCAAUACUACAGCUUUAAUAAAUGAAGUUACAAACAAAAAUUGUACCGAAAAUGUAAUAAAAUCUACAAAAUUACAUGAUCUGGAUGAUCAACAAAAAGAAGUAGAGUUGGAAUCUGAUAAUUUUAAACAAAAUUCGAACCUAGAAAAUCUACUAUAUGGAAAUACUAAAGAUAAAAACAUACCUUUUGUUGUGAAACCAACGAAGGAUUCGGUUAUGAGUGCCAUCGACAAUCUUUUAAUCGAAUUGAAUAAUGACGUCAAAGUGGAGUUAACUACUCUUCCACAGCCAGCGGCACAGAAGAACCACAGAGAAGGCGUUCGAAUGAAUACUACAGCUUUAAGAAGAGAAAUGUAUAUUAAAAAUAGACUACAAAAAAAGUAACAAGAGCACAAAUAAAAACAAAUUCAAUUUUAAA
Messenger RNA from Aphis gossypii (cotton aphid), 1291 nucleotides. RefSeq lists its product as uncharacterized. Lineage: Eukaryota; Metazoa; Arthropoda; Insecta; Hemiptera; Aphididae. The transcript is spliced from 7 exons. The record is from RefSeq and is a predicted model, not a curated record. Bases 694 to 1257 code for a protein of 187 amino acids.